Molecule: messenger RNA, 589 nt
Organism: Dermacentor silvarum
Lineage: Eukaryota; Metazoa; Arthropoda; Arachnida; Ixodida; Ixodidae
Exons: 3
Coding region: 116-589 (157 amino acids)
Source: RefSeq, a predicted model, not a curated record
GAACGCAAAUACACGUGCAGGCCCGAAUACUACGUGCAGGCGCGAGGUGCAUCGAAGAAGACGAAGAAGUGACGAGACGAAGCAUGGUUGCUUUUUUUUAUCCGCGUCUUCGGUAAUGUUUCCUCACGCCGACGACAGAGACGCGAAUCUAUUGUCCGCGUCCUCGCUGCCUGGAGAGCCGAGCAAUGAUGCGGCUUCCCCGUCGUCAGUGUCUUCGCAGGAAAAAAAGAAGCUGCGGCGGUCAAAAUUGCGCAGGUCAAAGUCCAGCUCCAAGAAAGCUCACCGUCAAAGCAUGCGAUCCUUCCGGGGACUAUCCAAGAAAGUGCCGGGCACUCAGGACAACGUGCAGAAUGGCACCACACAAGGACAGCCCCAGGCUGUGCUGCCGAGGAGAGCCAAGAAGCCCCGGGCCAAAGAAAGGGGCACAGAAUCACCUGGUUCUGGUAAUAUAGGCGGGGCCAAGCCUUCCCACGAACCCAUCGUCGCAAAGCGUGGCCGUUCCGGGACCCCUGGCGUUACGAGGCCAGGCUCGCCUUCAGCAGUCCGGCUGCGUUCAUCGAUUUCAUCGCAGCGCCCACUACCAGAUUGA